This is a messenger RNA of Spathaspora passalidarum NRRL Y-27907, 3111 nucleotides long. RefSeq names its product hydroxymethylglutaryl-CoA reductase (NADPH) (gene HMG1). Gene Ontology annotation, biological process: coenzyme A metabolic process; isoprenoid biosynthetic process; ergosterol biosynthetic process. The transcript has a single exon. Gene Ontology annotation, molecular function: protein binding; hydroxymethylglutaryl-CoA reductase (NADPH) activity. NCBI's taxonomy places the organism in Eukaryota, Fungi, Ascomycota, Pichiomycetes, Serinales, Debaryomycetaceae. Gene Ontology annotation, cellular component: peroxisomal membrane; endoplasmic reticulum membrane. Bases 1 to 3111 code for a protein of 1036 amino acids. The record is from RefSeq and is a predicted model, not a curated record.
AUGCUAAGUUUAAUUGCCCAAGUCACUAGUGCCGUUGCCAAAAAGGCAGCGCACAACCCUAUUCAUUUCAUAAUCGUCCCUUCUUUCCUAGCAGCCAUCGCCUAUUUGGCCAUUGUUGAUGAAUACAUCUUGGAAGACAGCUUAUCGUUCUUGGAAGGUUCUGUUAAUACCAACACCAAGAGCUACUAUUACCCGCCAACCGACUCGACCGCCUCAACUGAUGACUGGAUUCAAAUACAAGAUGUUAACCAAUAUCCUGACGCCAAACGUUACUAUGUUGUCCCUACAAAAUUCAAGCCGGUUCUCAAUCAUGAACUCCCUCACUUGAAUCAUACCAUUGCUGGUCCUUCCGUGUUUGAACCAAUCAUUGUAUCAGAAACCGCUCCAGAAAGCGUUGAGACUCUUGUUGAAGACGGUAUUACUUGGAAACUUGGUCCGUUUAAUAGAAUCAGUAAAUACUAUGAUUAUUUCACUCAUGCAUUAGCCAAUAUCCAGGACUCAAUUCAAAAGGCUGAUAACUUUGAUAUUGUUUUAAUUAUUGUUGCCUAUUUGGCUAUGUGGUACACUCUUAUCAAGGUGUUUAUCGAUAUGAGACAAUUUGGUUCCCAGUUUUGGUUGGCAUUUUCUACUUUAACUUCAUCAGUGUUUGCAUUCUUAUUUGGGUUAUUCACUUCCAUCUAUAUCAUUAACGCUAAGGUGUCCUUGAUGAGUCUUUCUGAAGGUAUUCCAUUCUUGGUGGCCAUUAUUGGGUUCAAGCACAAGGUUUCCAUUGCCGGUAAAGUUCUGAGAAAAUCAACUGGCUCUGAAGAAGUUUCCGAUAUUGUUGCUGAAGCCAUCUCAUCCCAUACUUUGAGUAUGCUUCGUGAUCAUGUUGUUGUCAUUGGAGCUCUUUUCUCGUGUGCUGCUUAUGCUCACCGCGUCACUAGAUUGAGAAAUUUCUGUAUUCUUAGUGGAUUGAUUCUUACUUUUGAUUUGAUCUUGGUGUAUACCAUGUUCCCAGCUAUUCUUGGAUUGAAGGUUGAAAUUAAACGUGCUCGUCGUACUGAAGCCAUCCAAGAAGCUUUAGAAGAAGAAGGUAUUUCCCAUGUCCUUGCUGCACAAGUUGCUGAGCAAUCUGCUACUUUGGAACAUCCUACUGAAUCCACACCGUUUUUCUCGAGCAGUUCAUCAAUCUUGUCCGCUAAAGUGGCCAUGACCAUUGGUCUUUUCGCCUUUCAUGUGUUCUGGUUGGGUAGUUCUUGGCUUUAUUCCAAGGAUGACACUGAAAGUCUCACCAGUAUGCUUUCAUUCAAGUCCCAGACCGAAAUCGCUCCAUUGACUCAAUUGCUCACCAACCAAGUUAAAGUUGAUCCUCAAGGUACAAUCAUCACUAUAUUUCCUACCCAAUACUAUCACCCUGUGGGAUUCCUCGUCAAGGUGGAAGAUGUUAUUACCAUUGCCUGGGAAAAGUUCAAUGAUGCUAUUCAAGACUCGAUUCUUUCCAAGUUUAUCAUUUUUGGAUUGGCAAUUUCUGUGGUUAUCAAUAUGUACUUUUUGAAUGCUGCUAGAUAUCAAGUCAAUGCCACCAAGAUUUUGAUUGAAAAGAAGGAAAAAGUCACCAUUGAAAAGAAUCAAGCAGAACAACAACUUGCCCAAGCGCAACAAAAGAAGAUUUAUGAAUCUGACGACGAAUCUGAAGAAAGUGUUACUCCUAGAGAACCACUCCCUCUUGACCAAUGUAUUGAAAUCAUGAAGACUGGUAACACCAAGACUCUUACCAAUUCCGAAGUAACUAACUUAGUUGUGAAUGGGAAAUUACCAUUGUAUGCUUUGGAAAAACAAUUGGGUGACAAUACUCGUGCCGUGGUUGUGCGUCGUUCUGCCAUUGCCAAGAUUGCUGAUGUCCCUGUUCUUGACACUAAUCGUCUCCCAUGGAAGCAUUAUGAUUAUGAUCGUGUGUUUGGUGCUUGUUGUGAAAAUGUCAUUGGGUACAUGCCCUUACCUGUUGGUGUUGCCGGUCCGCUUUUAGUCGACGGCAAGCCAUACCAAAUCCCCAUGGCCACUACUGAAGGAUGUCUUGUUGCUUCUGCCAUGAGAGGGUGUAAGGCCAUUAAUGCCGGUGGAGGUGUGCAAACUGUUUUAACUAAAGAUGGUAUGACUAGAGGUCCGUGUGUUAGAUUCCCUACUUUGGCCCGUGCCGGUGCUGCAAAAUUGUGGAUUGAUUCAGAAGAAGGUCAAAGAACGGUUAAGAAGGCUUUUAAUUCUACGUCGAGAUUUGCCAGAUUGCAACAUAUUCAAACAGCCCUUGCUGGUACUUUAUUGUUCAUCCGUUUUAGAACCACUACUGGUGAUGCCAUGGGUAUGAAUAUGAUUUCCAAGGGGGUUGAAUAUUCGCUUAAAUACAUGGUUGAGCAAUGUGGUUGGGAAGACAUGGAGGUUAUUUCUGUUUCCGGUAACUACUGUAUUGAUAAGAAGCCGGCAGCCAUCAAUUGGAUUGAAGGUAGAGGUAAGUCUAUUGUUGCUGAAGCAAGAAUUCCUAAGGAUGUUGUUGCCAAGGUGUUGAAGUCCGAUGUUGACGCGCUUGUUGAGUUGAAUGUUGCCAAGAAUCUUGUCGGGUCAGCCAUGGCUGGGUCUGUUGGUGGGUUUAAUGCCCAUGCUGCCAACAUGGUGACCGCCAUAUACUUGGCCUGUGGUCAAGACCCUGCGCAAAAUGUCGAAUCAUCAAACUGUAUUACAUUAAUGGAUAAGGAUAAGGUUACUGGAGACUUGAACAUCUCGGUGUCCAUGCCUAGUAUUGAAGUGGGUACCAUUGGUGGAGGGACAAUUUUAGAACCACAGGGUGCCAUGUUGGAAUUAUUAGGUGUUAGAGGUCCUCACCCUACCAAUCCUGGUGAUAAUGCUAGACAAUUGGCCAAGAUUGUGGCGUCGGCUGUGUUAGCGGCUGAAUUGUCUUUGUGUUCGGCCUUGGCUGCUGGUCAUUUGGUCCUGGCUCAUAUGCAACAUAAUAGAAAUACCCCUGCUGCUGUGCCAGCUGCUGCUCCAGUUGCUGCUGCACCAGUUGUGAAUGGUAAUGGGUCUCCUGUGGAUAUAAAACGUCUUCAAGAGGGGUCGAUAACGUGCAUAAAAUCAUAA